Aricia agestis (brown argus) is the source of this 1070-nucleotide messenger RNA. Its product is annotated as mpv17-like protein 2. The record is from RefSeq and is a predicted model, not a curated record. Lineage: Eukaryota; Metazoa; Arthropoda; Insecta; Lepidoptera; Lycaenidae. The coding region runs from base 372 to 1019 and encodes 215 amino acids. Gene Ontology annotation, biological process: mitochondrial ribosome assembly. The transcript is spliced from 4 exons. Gene Ontology annotation, cellular component: membrane; cytoplasm.
AGGAAAACCCACCUCUGUGCUGUGGGAAAACCUUGUAAAAGUGAAAAUGAGAGGGAAUUUAAAUUUUUUUGAUUGCUGAUGUAAUCUCAAUCUGUUAGUAAUAAUUGCAUAGAAGUGCUAGGAUCUGUCCCUGUAUUUAAUUUCAAUGUUAUAAUCCUCUAACAUGUUAUACUUAAUUAUGGCCUUAAAAUAAUUUACUUAAUUGAUGUGUAAAAUAUAAGCCUAAUCUUAUCUACCUCAAUAUUAUGCAAAUAACAUAAAACAGUGGUAUGAGAAUAAUUUAAAAAUAUUACUUUGGUGUGUAUUAUGCAUUAAAAAAGGGCUAUUGAUUUUUAUUUUAUUUAUAACAAAAUUAUCAGAGAGAUAGUACCAUGUUUUUUUCAAGGUUUCUUAAAUUGGUACAGCCACUGUCCAAAAUUAAUAAUGCCAGAAGAUUACAGUCAAGUUAUAACCGUAGUGUUAAUUUCUUCUUAAGGAAAAAUCUACUCUUAACGAAUUGCAUAACUUCAGGUUUAUUUAUGGGUUUAGGAGAUUAUAUUCAACAAAAAAUAGAGGCAUACCCUGACACAAAGAAAAGAGACUAUGACUGGUAUAGAACAGGGCGCAUGUUGAUUGUUGGUGGAGUUUUAGGACCUCUUCAUCAUUAUUAUUACGUCUACUUGGAUAAAAUUUGGCCCAGAGCAGAUUUGAGAUCAGUGGGAAUAAAAAUACUUUGGGACCAGCUAGCAUGUUCACCUCUCACUAUUCUAUGUUUCUUUUAUGGUAUGGGAUAUCUUGAGAAACAUAGUACAACGGAAAUUAACGAUGAGGUCAAAGAAAAGUUUAUGUAUGUCUACCUGGGUGACUGGUUCUUUUGGCCACCUGUGCAGUUUAUAAAUUUUUAUUACCUGCCCACACACUACAGGGUGCUGUACAUAAACAUAGCUACAACUGCAUAUGAUGUGUUUCUUUCAUUCAUGAAACAUUACGACCAGCAUGAAAAAAGUAUUACAUCAAAAGAUGUUAAAAGUAUUGAAUAGUUCAAAAUAAGUUUAAUUUAUUUUUUAGCAAUAUAUUUUUAGACUAGUUAA